UCCUCUUCCUUCCCGUUCGUGGUUGUAUGUCGGCUCUUUAAUAACACAAGAAACCACUACAUCUUUUAGACUCAGAUAAAAACUAAAUGGUGUCCAGAACGUCUUUAGAAUGGGAUCCUUGAAUUUCUUGUUCACGUUCGUUUUACUCAAGUUACUUUUCGGGAUCAAUUGGAAUUAGUGAAUUAAUUUGACAGACUAGUUUUAAACUGUAGUUAUUAAGUCUGCAACGCGUCGAGAAUAGCAAUUUUAUAAAGAACGAAAUGAUAUUACUUAUCAUUAAGCUGUCGCUUUGUGAAACUCAAGGGCGCACCCGAAGCAGGUGGCUCCCGCGCAACACAACUUGUGCUAAGGAGAUUAAUUCCAAAAGACUGGAGGAUCUUAUUCUGCGAUAUGACGGGAAGCUCUUUCUGUGGUAAGUGAGGACCAGUCCAUUUUUGAAUCAUCCUACGGGCCCCCAGCAAUGCACAUGAAAGAGGAGAUGACGUCUUCCAGGGAGUUUAGUCAGACCUCUAAGGAGAGCCCUGAGCCCACAGAGCCAGAGUGGAACCCUGCCAAGACUGAAGCAGAGCACAUGAAUGGCUCCAGCAGAGAGUCCCCUGUAGACUGCAGCCUUACCAAACGAUCCCGGCACAUAAGCGGCAGUGAGGCCGGACAGCUGGCCUACCAGGCCUCAUUUUCUGACACCCGCACCAGUCCCCAGACAACCGCUGCUCAUAACAGCACCACUGAUGAAAAGAGAGUCAUUGUGCCUGCAGACCCUGAGGUGUGGAUGCAGGACCACGUGAGGCAGUGGCUGGAGUGGGCAAUUAAAGAGUACUGCCUAGUGGACGUCGAUGUGUCUCUCUUCCACUCAGUGGAUGGAAAGGCUCUCUGCAAAAUGACCAAAGACGACCUGAUGCACCUCACCUCAGAGUUUAACACCGACAUCCUCCUCUCACACCUCAACUACCUCCGUGAGAGUAGCCCCACCUUCUCCUGUACCACAACACCAACCAACACACAGCAGCAGCCCCGCCUACAGGUCAAAGCAGAGAACAACUUUGAGGAAAUCAGCAGGAGGAACAGCUGGUCAGCCACACCUUUAUCCACUGUACAGAAAGGUUCCCCAAUAGAACACCAGCACAGCAGCAGAGUGACAGAGGCCCCACCUCGACAUGUAACAGAUCCUUACCAAGCACUUGGGCCCAUCAGCAGUCGUUUAUCGAACCCAGAAUCCCCAGCACUCCACUCCAAGAGCCAUCAAGUUAAACAUAAUUCACACAAGCUGUCUGACACUGGCACACACAGGAUUGUGGGUUCUGGGCAAAUCCAGCUAUGGCAGUUCCUUCUGGAGCUUUUGUCAGACAACAACAAUGCAAACAUCAUCACCUGGGAAGGCUCUAAUGGCGAGUUCAAGAUGACAGACCCAGACGAGGUGGCACGGCGCUGGGGUGAGCGCAAGAGCAAGCCCAACAUGAACUAUGACAAGCUGAGCCGUGCCUUGCGCUACUACUAUGACAAGAACAUCAUGACCAAGGUGCACGGCAAGCGAUAUGCUUACAAGUUUGACUUCCACGGCAUUUCUCAGGCACACCACAACCACGCUAAUGAGGGCAGCGUCCUCAAGUACCAGCCGGAAACAGCAUACAUGCAGCCCUACCACAGCCACCAGCCUAAGAUGAACUUCAUGACCUCCCACCCCUCUCCUCUGCCAGUCUCCUCUGGGAACUUUUUUAGCCCCUCCUCCACAUACUGGAACACAGUGUCCAAUCCCAUCUACCCUGCCUCCACAAUGCCCCGACACCCAGGAAGCCAUUCCCACUUGGGGUCAUACUACUGAAGGUACAUAUCCUAGCUGUUCUCAGAGUUCAUUCUCCACCACCCCUGAUGUAUCUCUCACUUCCUUUUCUAGGUGGUGAUAUCAAAUGAUGUGGUGUCAAUAUACAGGUCAAUGUAUUUUUACUGUCCUUGAUGUAGGAGACUAUGGAAAAUGUAGCUAUUGAUGUUUGGUUUCAUAUGUUCACUCCAGGGCAGAAACAGACUCCUAGGCUGCUUUCACUGCAGGGAUUCUUUCAAAAAACCCAUUCUUCAGUGGGUAAAAAUGCUACAUAUUUUGGGGCCUUUCAGAUAAAUAUUUAACUGUGUGCUAUUAUUAUAUAUUUCAAACAAAGCUCGUAUACUUGCUGGCAAUGUUUGAGUUUAGGCCAAAAGCCAUGCUGUGCAUUUCAUAAUCAAGGUGUUUUAAUGGACAUUUCAUGGACCAUAACUGAUGUUUGGUAUCAAGUUUGGAGUGUGGCUGGAAAAAAACACAUGACUAGACUAAGUAAUUGUGUCUUGUGCAGCCUAUUCAAACCAUAUAGUGCCCCUCUGAGCACUGUAAAUCAUAUUACAAAAAAGCACAAUAUGUUAAUGCAGGGGUCUCUACACCCUUGACACAAAAUUAUUUCAAAUGGGGUGGUGAUGGUUAAAUGAAUUCUAAUUUCAAGUACACUCUGCAAAGUGGAUAUACACAGAAUUAACAUAAUUGACCUGAUUUCCAAAAAGUGUUAUGCAAGCUAUAUACAUUGGCUCCUGUGGACAGCUCACAGGUAAUGCAUUAUAUUAUAGGUGCCAUACUGAACAUAAAAGGACAUGGAAAGUCUUCAUUUACUUGAUCAGGCUUGUAGUUUGGUUAAUUUUACAUUAAUAUGCAGUAAUAAAGUUUAACUGUCCAUCAAAGUGAUAUAUUUCAUGACCCUCCACCCCUCAGUAAAAAUUAAAGAAUAAGAUUUUUACUUUGAUAAGGAUGUUCUCACUGUGUGUCAUACUAAACACAAAGAAAAUGUCACAUUCAUUUUUAAUAAAUAUUUUUGCCAUCUGCAAAAUGUCUGAGAGACAGAAGUUCUUAAACAGUUACAAAUGCUUAAUGUUAGGACUCAGUGUGUACAUAUACUUUUGUAGCAUAUUUUCUACAUUAAUGCAUAAUGCUUGUACAUUUUGAAUUCAUUACAUUUUUGUUUCAUUCAGGCUCUACAACUAAUUGUGUAUAUUUAAUAAAAUGUUUAAACAAAA
Molecule: messenger RNA, 3030 nt
Organism: Paramormyrops kingsleyae
Lineage: Eukaryota; Metazoa; Chordata; Actinopteri; Osteoglossiformes; Mormyridae
Gene: fli1rs
Product: Fli-1 proto-oncogene, ETS transcription factor-related sequence
Biological process (GO): cell differentiation; regulation of transcription by RNA polymerase II
Cellular component (GO): nucleus
Molecular function (GO): DNA-binding transcription factor activity, RNA polymerase II-specific; sequence-specific DNA binding
Source: RefSeq, a predicted model, not a curated record